AUGCCGUCCGUCGCCACCAGCGGCCCAAAGGCGCAUCCCAACGCCCACUUGGCUGGCCUGCCGGCAUCUCUCACGCCGCCGCCGCCCGUCAAGGCCACCAACACCAUCUGGCAACCCUCGGAGCUUGUGCCCGGAUCAUAUCGUGCCACCGGCGGGGACCGCAAGCACCGCAUGUCCUCCGCCCUGGCGUUCAAUCUGAACCAUGCCAUCGACUUGCUGAAACGCAGCAACUGCGGCAUCCGCGACGUCAUCCGCCAGCACGAGAGCGCAUGGGUCGCCCUGCGGCUGCUCUACAACCACGUUGUCAUUCUUCAGACACUCCUCGAGCGGUUGCGCGACAUGCUUGAGAACGUGGCACACGUCGAGAGCGUUGCCCGAGACGUCAACAUCUACCAGCCGCAUCUUGGGGACAACGACAACACGCCGAAGGACAUGCCGAAGGACAGGUCGCGGGGCAAGACAGAGGGCAAGACAGAAGAAAAGACAAAGGGUGCCGAGGCGGGAAAACAAAAGACGACAAAGCAUGCAGCCUCUUUCUCGUUUACCGUCAAUCGGAACCCGGCCCGGACGCACAAGUCGCCUUUGGCCUGGAGCCGGCGCGUGCUGCCCAGAGUCGAGGACAUGAUGCCCGAGUUGCGCAACUACCUGGUUACCAUUGAGGAAGCGUGCGUUUGGACCGUGCGGCGACAAAGCUCCCGCUUUCUCCCGGACCCAGACGCCGUCCCGCUGCGCUGGAACGACAACUACAUCUUCGCAACCGUGCACAAGUUGUGCUCGUUUGAGCAAAACAUCGAAGUGCAUAUGACGACGUGCAAGUAG
Molecule: messenger RNA, 819 nt
Organism: Sporothrix schenckii 1099-18
Lineage: Eukaryota; Fungi; Ascomycota; Sordariomycetes; Ophiostomatales; Ophiostomataceae
Exons: 1
Coding region: 1-819 (272 amino acids)
Source: RefSeq, a predicted model, not a curated record